AUGCACAGGGCCAAACCGACCAUCGUCGUGCGGCAACUUGGGCGGCAGCCCUACCUGCCAACUCUGCACAUGCAGCAAACGUUGGCCCACUCUCUCAAAUUGACCGAAGCCGCGAGGGACACCUUGAGCACACACCAUCCCACCACCACCGCCUCAGCAGCUCUAGGGCAGCCGACGCCACAAGACACGCUAUUGCUCGUGGAGCACGAUCCGCCAGUCUACACGGUGGGACGGCAGAACACCGAAGAGGACUUCCUCCUGCCCAUCCACACCCUCGAAGAGCGAGGCUGCCAGGUCGUCAAAACCGGCAGAGGCGGCGCCGUGACGUGGCAUGGGCCUGGCCAGAUCGUGGGCUAUCCCAUACUCAACCUUAAUCGCUACACGCCCAGCUUCGGGUUGAAGAGUCACACCACAUCCGACGUCGGUGUGUGGAUCGACGGGCAACGAAAGAUCGCGGCCAUUGGCAUCGCCGUGUCUCGUUGGGUCACCAUGCACGGAUUUGCGCUGAAUGUGUGCCCUGACCUCGCCCACUACGAUGCCAUCAUUCCAUGCCGAAUUCGCGACAAAGAAGUUACAUCUCUGGCGAAAGAGUUGAACCGCCAAGUGAGUGUGGAGGAAGUCACGCCGGUGCUUCUUGAGAGCUUCAGGCAGGUGUUCGGCAACGAGUGGUGCUCGCUCUCUUCCCCAAACGACACAACCUACCCAGAGAAGUCUAGACAAUAA
Acanthamoeba castellanii str. Neff is the source of this 723-nucleotide messenger RNA. RefSeq names its product lipoyl(octanoyl) transferase. Lineage: Eukaryota; Discosea; Longamoebia; Acanthamoebidae. Gene Ontology annotation, molecular function: lipoyl(octanoyl) transferase activity. The transcript has 7 exons. The record is from RefSeq and is a predicted model, not a curated record. Bases 1 to 723 code for a protein of 240 amino acids. Gene Ontology annotation, cellular component: mitochondrion. Gene Ontology annotation, biological process: protein lipoylation.